Cyphellophora attinorum is the source of this 852-nucleotide messenger RNA. RefSeq names its product putative quercetin 2,3-dioxygenase. The coding region runs from base 1 to 852 and encodes 283 amino acids. The record is from RefSeq and is a predicted model, not a curated record. NCBI's taxonomy places the organism in Eukaryota, Fungi, Ascomycota, Eurotiomycetes, Chaetothyriales, Cyphellophoraceae. The transcript has a single exon.
AUGUCUCUACCACAAGCCAAGAUCGUCCCCAGGAGAUCAGCCGAACGCGGUGCAGCUGACCAUGGCUGGCUCGACACAAAGCACACAUUCUCUUUCGCUAGCUACUACAACCCAAAGCACGAACAAUUCGGAGCUCUUCGAGUACUUAAUGAAGACCGCGUCGCCCCCGGUACUGGCUUCCCAACACAUCCUCACCGCGAUGCGGAAAUAUUCUCAUACAUCCUCUCCGGAGAGCUCACUCAUCGAGACUCAAUGCAAAAGCAGGGCAAGGAGUCAAACGACAGCAAGACAUUCUAUCGCAUGCAUAGAGGCGACGUACAGUUCACUACUGGCGGCAAAGGCAUAGCACACAGCGAGCAGAAUGAACACAACAAGGACUGGGUGCACUUCCUGCAAAUCUGGGCCAUGCCAUGGAAGAAGGGCUUGCCACCCAAUUAUCACACAACAACCUUCGGCGAGGAGCAAAAGCGCAAGGCUUUCGUGCCUAUCAUCACGCCGCUCAAGGCUGGUCCAAAGGCCAGUCUCGAAGACGAGAAGGCUGCGAUCCCAGUCAAGGACGGCACUAUUCCUGUCCACGCAGAUCUUGUCUUCUCGGCCGGUAUCAUACCUGCUGGCAGCACCUUCGAAUACAAGAUCGGAGGUGAUGACUACGUUUCGAGCAAACUCGACAGAAAGACGUACGUUCAUUUCCCAGCAACGAAGGGUGGCAAGGCCAAGAUAAGGCUGGCUGGAGAAACAGUGCUCAGUGAAGGAGAUGGAGCGUAUGUCACAAAGGUCAACAGUGGCGAUGUCUUGACUGUUGAGAGUAUUGGCGAGGCAGAGGCAGAGGUCGUCGUCAUUGAUUCGAACUGA